UAUCAGAACCAACCCCCACCAAUUCCUUCUCCACCGGAACCCGCCCUUCCCUUCCGAUGAUACAUCUGCCGGCCCCUCCCCCGCUGCCGCCUCCGUGAACUGUUGUUUUCCGCCGCCUCCGCCGUUUCCUGACUCCCAUGUCCUCCACCUCCGCCUCCGCCUCCGCCUCCCCCGCCCCCGCCGCAAGCAGGAUGACGACGAAGACGCGCCCCUUCUCCGCUAGCGAACUGGCGCAUGAGGCCAAACGCGAGGCCGCCCCGAGCGUGGAGCGCAGGUCCUGGGCGGCCAUCGGCGCCAACUGCUGCCUUCUCCUCGUCGGCGUCGGCGGCGGCGCGCUGUUGGCAUGGUGGGCUCUCUCCUUCCACCACUCCAACCAGCAGCUGUGGAUGGUCCCCGUCGGCCUGGUCCUGCUGGGCACGCCCAUCUUCGCGUGGCUCUCCGUCUUCGUCUCCGGCGUCGGCCGGAGCCUCGAGCUACUGUGGGCUAAACCCACGGCGCCGCCACCUCCGGAUCUCGAUGGAGAGAGAUGAUCGAGAAGAAACAGCGCAACCAACCGACCACUCCUUGGGUGUGUUUUCUGCAACAUGUAAUUCGUCUUUUCUGGUUUCCAUCUCCAAGAGAUAGCAGGAAAACUACAGAGAUACAUAUUUCUUUGGUAAUUAUUUUGAUGUUGUCUUCCUCCUCAUCGUAAUUACGAGUCAUCGCAACCUUUUCUCCAA
Musa acuminata AAA Group (dessert banana) is the source of this 719-nucleotide messenger RNA. RefSeq lists its product as uncharacterized. Lineage: Eukaryota; Viridiplantae; Streptophyta; Magnoliopsida; Zingiberales; Musaceae. The transcript has a single exon. The record is from RefSeq and is a predicted model, not a curated record. Bases 138 to 530 code for a protein of 130 amino acids.